UGACGUCGGGUCAGCUGAUCUCUGCUGCACCAAGGAGAAAGAUGUCGCUGACAAACUGCCGAAGGAUGGAGGCUGUUUUAUCCGUGGCGUUUGCGCUCUGUUUCUUUAUCACAAGCGGUGUACAUGGGGACAGUUUAACGGUGCUGCAGUCUCCAGACUUUGUGUCCUUCCAGAAAGGAGACUGGCCCAUCUCUGGAGAGAAGAUCCCUGACCUGGUGGCUCUAACCAUGGGCUUCUCUGUUCAAGAGGAUCUGGCCUGGCCUGGCCUUAAGGCUGGUCCGUUGUUCCAGCGUCCCCGAGCCAACGUCCUGGUGGUGGUGAGAGGAGUGGAUAGCCUGGACAUGCCUAAUAGUGUGGCCUCCUACCCCCUGGAAAAUCCGGUUCCCUUCACCUUGGACAGUGUUGCAGAGACAGUCCACUCUCUGUUUGCUGAGGACACUCCUGUAGUGCUGCAGCUGGCCCCCAGUGAGGAGAGGUUGUAUAUGCUGGGCAAAGCCAAUGCUGUGUUCGAGGACCUGCCAGUGACCCUGCAGCAGAUCCGCGCCCGCCUGUCCCAGGACGGCUCGGUGCUGGCCUCCCUGCCGCUCAACUCCCUCAGCAGGAAUGCAGAGGCUGAUUUGCUCUUCCUGUCUGAGGUCCAAGUCCUGCACGAUAUCACCGCUCUGGUAAGUUGGCCGGUUUUGCUUAAAGUGCAGGCAGCGCAGACCUGCUGA
Messenger RNA from Notothenia coriiceps (black rockcod), 713 nucleotides. RefSeq names its product ATPase H+ transporting accessory protein 2 (gene atp6ap2). Bases 42 to 713 code for a protein of 223 amino acids. Gene Ontology annotation, biological process: positive regulation of Wnt signaling pathway. Gene Ontology annotation, molecular function: signaling receptor activity. NCBI's taxonomy places the organism in Eukaryota, Metazoa, Chordata, Actinopteri, Perciformes, Nototheniidae. The transcript is spliced from 7 exons. Gene Ontology annotation, cellular component: membrane; external side of plasma membrane. The record is from RefSeq and is a predicted model, not a curated record.